AUGUCCAAUAGUGGGUUUAUUCAACUCGGUGCAGGCUUAAGCGUCGGUCUCGCAGGGCUCGCUGCCGGAUUCGCAAUUGGGGUUGUAGGUGAUGCCGGUGUACGUGCUACUGCACAACAACCACGAUUAUAUGUUGGGAUGAUUUUAAUUCUCAUUUUCGCUGAAGUAUUGGGUCUUUAUGGAUUAAUUGUUGGAUUGAUCUUGAAUACCAAGUCUAGUG
This is a messenger RNA of Dentiscutata heterogama, 220 nucleotides long. Lineage: Eukaryota; Fungi; Glomeromycota; Glomeromycetes; Diversisporales; Gigasporaceae. The record is from the annotation of a GenBank genome assembly.